CACACAGUUUAAGCAAUAGUGCAAUUAUUCAUGAGACAAAUAUCCAGGAGGAGGAGAUCAGAGAAAAACGCUGUCGUUCGAUCUCUUUUUACGGCAACAGCGGAGAGGGAAGGUGCGGAUAAAUAAAGCAGGAGACUACCGGCAUUCCACAGGAACAAAAUGGGAAAGGAAAAGAUCCACAUCAGCAUUGUGGUCAUCGGCCAUGUCGACUCUGGUAAGUCCACCUCCACCGGUCACCUGAUCUAUAAGUGCGGAGGCAUCGACAAGAGAACCAUCGAGAAGUUCGAGAAGGAAGCCGCUGAGAUGGGCAAGGGCUCCUUCAAGUACGCCUGGGUGCUGGACAAACUGAAGGCCGAGCGUGAGCGUGGUAUCACCAUCGACAUCGCUCUGUGGAAGUUUGAGACAACUAAGUACUACGUGACCAUCAUUGAUGCCCCUGGACACAGAGACUUCAUCAAGAACAUGAUCACCGGUACCUCACAGGCUGACUGCGCCGUGCUGAUCGUCGCUGCUGGUGUCGGUGAGUUUGAGGCUGGUAUCUCCAAGAACGGCCAGACCCGCGAGCACGCCCUGCUGGCCUACACUCUGGGUGUGAAGCAGCUCAUCGUUGGAGUCAACAAGAUGGACUCCACCGAUCCCCCUUACAGUCAGAACCGUUUCGAGGAAAUCACCAAGGAAGUGGGUGCCUUCAUCAAGAAGACCGGCUACAACACCAAAGCUGUUGCCUUUGUCCCCAUCUCUGGGUGGCACGGAGACAACAUGCUUGAACCCAGUGAGAAGAUGGGCUGGUUCAAGGGGUGGGCGGUCGCGCGUAACGAGGGCAAUGCCAGUGGAAAGACACUGUUUGAGGCUCUGGACUCCAUCCUGUCCCCCACCCGCCCCACCAGCAAGCCCCUCCGUCUGCCCCUGCAGGACGUCUACAAGAUUAGCGGUAUUGGAACUGUCCCCGUCGGCCGUGUUGAGACCGGCAUCCUGAAGCCCGGUACGAUCAUCACCUUUGCUCCCACCUGCCUGUGCACUGAGGUGAAGUCUGUGGAGAUGCACCACGAGUGUCUGACCGAAGCUCUCCCCGGUGACAACGUCGGCUUCAACGUCAAGAACGUGUCCGUCAAGGACAUCAAACGUGGAUUCGUGGCUGGCGACAGCAAGAACGACCCACCCAAGGGAGCUUCCUGCUUCAAUGCCCAGGUCAUCGUCCUGAACCACCCCGGCCAGAUCGGCAAUGGUUAUUCCCCCGUGCUGGACUGCCACACCGCUCACAUCGCCUGCAAAUUCAGCGAGCUCAAGGAGAAGAUCGACCGUCGUUCUGGCAAGAAGAUUGAGGACAACCCCAAGUUUGUGAAGUCUGGAGACGCCGCCAUUGUCACACUGGUCCCAUCAAAGCCCAUGUGUGUUGAAUCCUUCUCAGAAUAUCCUCCACUGGGUCGCUUUGCUGUGCGUGACAUGAAGCAGACCGUGGCCGUUGGUGUCAUUAAGUCCGUUGAGAAGGUCGAGGUCGGUGGAAAGGUCACCAAGUCUGCAGUGAAGGCCGGCAAGAAAUGAAUUGUCAUGCAGGACGUCCAACAAAAGGUCACGUCUCAGCAGCCUUCCCCUCUUCAUCCCAACGCCGUCUUCUGGCUUGUGAUGAUUAAAAGCCAUUGGAAAAGUUUCCGCCGGAAAGGAAGGCUUGUGCCUUUUAGGGAAAACUAUUAUAAAAAAUUCGGUUGAAAGCAAAAUAAUAAAAAUCUCAAACAUGCC
Molecule: messenger RNA, 1737 nt
Organism: Sebastes umbrosus (honeycomb rockfish)
Lineage: Eukaryota; Metazoa; Chordata; Actinopteri; Perciformes; Sebastidae
Product: elongation factor 1-alpha-like
Exons: 8
Coding region: 160-1542 (460 amino acids)
Biological process (GO): translational elongation; translation
Molecular function (GO): GTPase activity; GTP binding; translation elongation factor activity
Source: RefSeq, a predicted model, not a curated record